Molecule: messenger RNA, 1026 nt
Organism: Elephantulus edwardii (Cape elephant shrew)
Lineage: Eukaryota; Metazoa; Chordata; Mammalia; Macroscelidea; Macroscelididae
Gene: SLBP
Product: stem-loop binding protein
Exons: 10
Coding region: 1-1026 (341 amino acids)
Biological process (GO): mRNA transport; mRNA 3'-end processing by stem-loop binding and cleavage
Cellular component (GO): histone pre-mRNA 3'end processing complex; cytoplasm
Molecular function (GO): histone pre-mRNA stem-loop binding; mRNA binding
Source: RefSeq, a predicted model, not a curated record
AUGGCCUACCGGCCGCGGAGCCCUCCCCGCUACGGGGACUCCAGCUCGCGAUCCCCGAGCAGCAGAUGGUCCCUGGGACGGAAGCGCAGGGCCGACGGGGAGCGCCGGAAGCCGGACGACUGCGACCUGGACGCCGUCCACCACGAGCCCCGGCGCCCGGACCACCGACCGGACAGCUUCACCACGCCCGAAGGCCCGAAGCCCCGUUCCCGAUGUACAGACUGGGGAAGUGCUGUCGAGGAAGAUGAAAUGAGAACCCGAGUUAAUAAAGAAAUUGCAAGAUAUAAAAGGAAACUUCUCGUCAACGACUUUGGCAGAGAGAGGAGGUCAUCCUCAGGAAGUUCUGACUCAAAGGAGUCCGUGUCCUUGGUGCCGGCUGACCUGGAAACGGAUGAGAGCGUGCUGAUGAGGAGACAGAAGCAGAUUAACUACGGCAAGAACACCAUCGCUUAUGACCGCUACAUCAAAGAAGUGCCCAGACAUCUCAGACAGCCUGGCAUUCACCCCAAGACCCCGAACAAGUUUAAGAAGUACAGCCGGCGGUCGUGGGAUCAGCAGAUCCGACUGUGGAAGGUGGCGCUGCACUUCUGGGACCCUCCUGCCGAGGAGGGCUGUGACCUGAAGGACCUGUACCCUGUCGACCUGAGUGAAAUGGAGACUGAGUCAGCAGAAAGCAGCUCAGAAUCCCAGACCAGCUCGCAGGACAACUUGAUUCAGGAUGUUCUGGACGAUGGCACCAUCCACCUGCCCUGCUCGGGAAACACAGCGCUGGCCAAACACUGCCGUCCUGCAGAGGCAUGGCCCCCCUGCCCGGGGGGUGAAGUGGUCUCAGGAACAGGCCAGAUCCCCGUCUCCCGGCUGUCCCACCCGCGUCCCCAGCCCGGCAGUGGUGCUCGCAGCGACUUGUCUACGCCCUCUCCUUCUGAUCAGGAGCAAGGGACGCCUGCCCUGCCCACAGAGCUAUACCUCGCCCUUGGGACCUGGGUGCUCUUUAGCACCGCACCUGCUGUGGCCCAGAUGCCCUAA